Bipolaris victoriae FI3 is the source of this 957-nucleotide messenger RNA. RefSeq lists its product as hypothetical. The transcript has a single exon. The coding region runs from base 1 to 957 and encodes 318 amino acids. Lineage: Eukaryota; Fungi; Ascomycota; Dothideomycetes; Pleosporales; Pleosporaceae. The record is from RefSeq and is a predicted model, not a curated record.
AUGGAAACAUGGUUCAUCACACUGACGGCGAUACUCUUGCCCCUGGUCGUCUUCGUAAUCACCAUCCACCACCGCCAGACGCAACAACGAGAACAAAAGCCGUUUCCCUUUCUAGAGUUACCCCAAGAGUUACGGGACAUGGUCUACGAACACUUUCUCGAUGACCCCGUAUACCCCGCGCCACCACGCCCAUCAUUUCACGCACCUUCCGUAGUAUCGUGGAUGAACCCGAGCCGCUGGACCUUAUCAACACCAUCACGCCCCCGCCAACGCAACAACAAAUGCAUCUUCCUCACCAACAAGCAGAUCCACGCAGAAUACAUGGACAUGCUAUGUAAACGCCGCACCUUCCACUUUUCCGUCUCCCCAGAAACCUACAAAUCUCUCCCUGCCACUCCUCUGCCCCCUCCUCCCCCCACCACUACCGUCUCAACACCAGAACCCACAGACGUCUGGAACAUCUCCCCCGCCACCCUCUCCAAAAUCCGCCACUGCUCCCUCAGCCUCAUCACCACGUCCGCUAUGCUCGGCGUCACAGACCCACGCUCCAUGACCUCAUCGUCUUGGUCUCUCGGCCGCCGCAUGCGCCAACAGCUCAAACACAUGUCAUCCAUCCAGACCUUCACGCUCGACGCAAAAGCCCUCGGAGACCCCCUCUGGAAUCCCCUGUGGAUCUGGUACCACGCCUCGCAGUCGCUCAAGCUGCUCGGCACAGACAUGUCGGAUACGGUGCCCCGGGGCCCUCAGCUGAGUCGUAUCACCUUUUCGCUGGAUACGUGGUCGCCCGGUGAGAAUUAUCUCGAGAGGCAGCCCGAAGGCUGGACGUGGUAUUGUGCAAGGGGACAUGCGGUUGCCACUGAUUUCGGGCACGACAUGACGGUCAGGGAGUUUUGUGCAAAACUGUACAAGGAGUGUAGCGUUUGUUGGUCGGUUGCGGAGGAGGAGGAUUUCUUGUAG